CAAUACUUGUCGGAACCUUUCGAUUCGCUGUGGCGCAUGGCAACCCAUCCGAGGAACAUCCCCCUCCGCUCGGAGCCCGACCACCUCUUCUCACAAAAUCAAAACGCAAACAAAGCAAACGCGCAACCAAAACAGCAACUACUACUACUACUACUACUUUUACUACUUUCCUUCCACAACCACCAGCCACAACAAUGGAUAUUCUUCAACUCGUCGCCAGCAACGUUCCCGCCACCCAGACCGUAAGCUAUUCCUGCACCCUGACCAACACCUGGUCGGGAGCGACCCACCCCAUCGACUACGCCUCCGUCUCCGGGACCGCCCACUGGACGGCCCCGGUCCUCCUCUCCCACAGCCGCAUGUACGAGAUCUGGUCCCCCGGGAGCCCGGCCUCCCCCGGCGCCGAGGCCCUCGCCGAGACGGGGGCGACGGCGCUGCUGGCCCAGGAAAUCGAGGCCGAGCGGCGAACGAGGCGGACGAUCGGGGAGCUGGUGGUCGGCCGGGACCAGUUCAACGCGUCGGACCCGCCACAGCGGUUCGAGCCGAUCACCAUGGGCCCGAGCUACCCCGUCCUGUCGACGAUGAGCAUGGCCGGGCCGAGCCCGGACUGGUUCACCGGGAUCUACAACUUUCGGCCCGUCGACUCCCAAAACUUCUGGUACGAGUCCUUCGAGGUCGCGACCUACCCCUACGACGCCGGCACCGAGCAGGGAACGACCUACUCCAUAARCAACGACCCCGAGGUCCCCCACCGGACCAUCUUCCGGCUGACCCCGGAGACGGUUCCCGACAGCGGGAUUCUCCUGGACCCCACCGGAACCGAGGUGCUUCCCAUGGCGGUGUGGAGCUGUUCCCUCGACGGGGAUUCUUCCGGCUCCCGGAGCCUGCUCAAGGCAGAAUCUCCCUCCCAGGCCCCCAGUAUUGGCGACCGCAACCUUUUGAAGGCAGAAUCCCCCUCCCAAGCUCCCAGUAUUGGAGACCGCAAUCUAUUGAAGGCAGAAUCUCCCUCUGAAGCUCCGAGUGCUGGAGACCGAAACCUUUUGGUCCAGGAUUACUCGGAAGCCCCAUCGUUCUCAACCCGUGGCCUCGCGAAGCAAGUUCCUACCGAAGUUCCCACUAUUUCUACCCGCAACCUAUUGAAGGUAGAAACCUCUUCCGAAGCCCCGAGUGUUAGCGAUCGCAAUUUCCUGGUCCAGGAUUACACUGAAUCCCCAACAAGUAGCAACCGUGGCCUCGCAAAACAAGCUACCACUGAGUCCCCAACGAUUUCUACCCGCAACCUAUUGAAGAUAGAAGCCUCUUCCGAAGCCCCGAGUGUUAGCGACCGCAAUCUUUCGGUCCAGGAUUACACCGAUGCCCCGAGCACCGGCAUCCGUGGCCUCGCAAAACAAGCUCCUACUGAGGCACCAAGCACGGGUAUCCGUGGUCUUGCGAAGCAGGCUGGUACCGAGGACCCAACUACUACAACUCAAAAUCUCGCGAAGACGCAGGUUUCAUCCAAUGCCCCAAGCACCCGUGGUCUUCGCGGUUCUCGCAACUAGACAUGUACAGUAUAAUAAAUUAGACACUUUUCA
Pseudo-nitzschia multistriata is the source of this 1574-nucleotide messenger RNA. NCBI's taxonomy places the organism in Eukaryota, Bacillariophyta, Bacillariophyceae, Bacillariales, Bacillariaceae. The record is from the annotation of a GenBank genome assembly.